This is a messenger RNA of Caenorhabditis briggsae, 1665 nucleotides long. NCBI's taxonomy places the organism in Eukaryota, Metazoa, Nematoda, Chromadorea, Rhabditida, Rhabditidae. The record is from RefSeq and is a predicted model, not a curated record. The transcript is spliced from 9 exons. Gene Ontology annotation, molecular function: 5'-nucleotidase activity. Bases 1 to 1665 code for a protein of 554 amino acids.
AUGGUUAACUGGUCUUCGAAUGUCGAUGAAAGAGUCUUCGUCAACAGAUCUCUCCGAUUGGAGAAGAUCACUCAUUUUGGGUUCGAUAUGGACUACACCCUAGUUCAGUACAAGACUCCAGAUAUGGAGUACCUCGCAUUCAACAUGGCCGUUCAACGCUUGGUAGACACUGGAUAUCCAGAGGAAAUCUUAAAUUUCAAAUACGAUCCAAUUUUCCCAGUUCGUGGUCUCUGGUUUGAAUUCCAAUAUGGUAACUUGCUCAAAGUUGAUGGAUUUGGAAAUAUUCUUGGUGGAAUUCAUGGGCUGCGUUUCUUGAAGAACCAUGAAAUCGAGGAGAUGUACCCGAACAAGUACCUUCCACUCUCCGACUCCCGUGUCUAUGUGCUGAACACGUUGUUCAACAUGCCAGAAACGCAUCUUAUCUGUCAGCUUAUUGACUUCUUCGACAAGCACGAUAACUAUUCGCAGCUCACUGAUAAGACCGGAGUGAAGGGUGGCGAAGUGAUGAUGUCAUACAAGUCCAUCUUCCAAGAUUUGAGAAGAGUCAUUGACUGGGUUCAUGUGGAGAGCUCGAUGAAGAAGCAAGUGAUGGACGAUCCAGAGAAAUAUGUCAUCCGUGACGAACGUGCUCCAAAAUUUUUGUCCCAGCUCCGUGAGCACGGCAAGAAGACCUUCCUUCUCACCAACAGUGACUGGGCCUAUACCAAUGUGAUGAUGAAAUUCAUUCUGGGAGAUGACUGGAAGUCUUAUUUCAAUAUCAUUGUGGUUGAUUCAUGCAAGCCAAGAUGGUUCGCCGAGGGUACUGUAUUCAGAGAGGUCAAUACUGAGACUGGAGCCUACAAGUUGGGAAUCCACACGGGACCACUUCGAGAGGGUGUUGUCUACUCUGGCGGAUCCUGUGAUUCCUUCCAAAAAAUGAUGAAGUGCCGUGGAAAGGAAGUGCUCUACGUCGGAGACCACAUCUUCGGAGACGUGCUUCGUUCCAAAAAAUCCAGAGGAUGGAGAACCUUCCUCGUGGUCCCUGAACUGGUCAACGAGUUGACCGUAUGGACCGACUCCAAGCCGUUGUUUGACGAGAUGGGUCGUAUGGAGAGCACACUGGCUGAUAUCUACAAGAACUUGGAUGGCGCGUCCCGUCACAAGCCGGUUGUCAAGGAUAUCGUUGAUCAGAUUAGAAAGCUCACAAACCAAAUGGAUGAGGAGUAUGGAUGCUUGGGAAGUCUUUUCAGAACCGGGGGAAGAACCACUUUCUUCGCAGCUCAAGUCGAGAGAUACGCUGACGUCUACGCAUCCUCCUGUUACAAUCUGGUCCACUACCCAUCGUUCUACUAUUUCCGCGCUCCAAUGAAGUGCAUGCCUCACGAGUUGACUGUGGACCAUGCCUCCACCCUGAGAUCCAGAUCCAACACCCUGGAACGUCAACAAAGUGUGGGACAACAGGUUCGCGGAUGGAACAAGAAGACGUUGAACGACCAGGAGACGUUCUGUCAUGAAGAAGAAGAGGAUGAGGAUCAAACAAAUAGCAGCAGCAGUGAUGGAGAGGCGCCGAAGCGUGAACGCACCAAGUCGGGCAGCGACGAAUCGUCGAACGCUGGCGAUGUUCAUGUGGAGCCACACCAAGAUGUUGUCACUCCAGCUCCUGCAUUUGUCGAGCACACCGCUUAA